UCCGAAACGUCUCACAAACUGUGCUAUUUUUUGUUAUUUUUAUUGUAAUUCUUACCGUUAGUUUGUUAGAAAGAUUGGAAAACAAAAACAAAUCUGCAAUUAGCCGAGUGUGCCCACCGCCCCUAACCGGCUGCCGUUAUGAAUUCCCCCGAUCCAGUACGCCUGGUGUUGGGCAAACUCAUAGCCGAAACAAAGGCUCCCCAUACGCCGGACUCGAUUUUAAACCAUUUCCGAGCAACAGAUUCGACCCGCCUACCGGACAAGCAUCUGCUACGACUGCUUAAGGACAUAAGCUAUAAGCGACCCAAUUUUCGUGAGAUUCAUGCCGAGGUUACCCGCGUAAUUGAACGGAAGGAUCCCAUGUACGCUCUGCUGGUGUUUGCAGAUAAAUAUAGUGACGAUAAUCUUAAGCCACGUAAAUCCGCCAAUUCUUAUUUUACGCCAGACAUGCGACCACCACAUAGUCAAACAAGUCGGACCACCAGCUCCAGUGGCAGUAGAGGUCUAUCCGAUGAUUCAUCGUAUCGCAUUAUGAGCACCACACGCAGUGGCAUCAGCACCUGCAGUGGCAGUGUCUCUGGCAAGGAUAUACCCACAUCGACGCCGGUCAAUUUGCGCAAAACGGAGCCAAAUGGAAUGCAACUGAACGGUUUGCUGGAACCUCGCCAAGUCCAACGGGAUCGUGUCGAUCUUAGUCUAAUCAAGGAACGUGUCCUCAAUGCCGUCUCCGAGGGUUCAGCUCCGAAUAGUCAACGAUCCCUAGAUCCGAGUAGCAAUAAAUCAUCAUCGUCAAGCAGCAAAAGCAACGCAAAUGUGCAACUGGUGCAUUUCGAAGCUGGUCUGCCGGAUGAGUAUCGUACCCAUCAGCUGUGGAACUAUUGCGUGGCCGAUAGCGCGAAGGGAUCCCAGCUGCAGCAGCAGCAGCAUCCUGAGCUCGGCGGUCUGCCAUUGGAGAGCCAACAACGGGUGAUAUUGGCCGAAUUGAUCUAUUGCCUGAGUGGGGUCCGUGGCAAUUUCAUUGUGCCCCAUUUGUCCAGUGAUGAUGCCGAAGAGGAUAUGUCUAAAUAUGAGACAACUUUCACCAUUAACGUUCAGCUGGAUAAAUCUCUAAUACAACUCAUUGAUGAGAUUUUACCCCUGGCAUCGCAUUUUGCUGGCAUACAAAAGAUAAUGGCUGCCAAUGAUAAUCAUGGUCAAGUGCACAAUGCCCUCAAUUCGGCGUUGAUGAAUGUAACCCAUGAUUACUAUAUGCUACUCACACAAACGGAAUUGGAGAUGCAGCAACAGGAAUUGACCCUACAGAAGUUGGUCUAUUAUCUGCGACCAACCAUCUGGGUUAUGGAGGAGGUAUGGGCCACCUUGGCACAAAUGCAAUUGAAUAAGUAUCAGGGAGCUGCUGUAUUAUCCCAUCUGUAUGGACGGAUCAAGGCUCUGGAAGGCGACAAGGCCUCACAGGAAAUGAUUAUCAAUCUGACUCAACAGGCGGCUGUGCCGUAUAUGCGUAUGCUUCAGUUGUGGAUCCAAAAGGGUAUAAUCUUGGAUCGAAAUCUCGAGUUUUUAGUCGAGGAUAACGAGGUGGUGCAUCACGAUGAGCUGCCCGAGCACUAUUCGGAUGAUUAUUGGGAGAAACGGUACACUGUACGUGAUGACAGGAUACCCUCGUUCCUUGAGAAAUACGCUGAUAAGAUAUUGAGAACCGGCAAGUACCUAAAUGUGAUAAGGCAAUGUGGCAAACGGGUAAUGGCCAUUCAGCCGAUGGAUUUGCAAUUUAAUCCCACAAAUGAACAGCAUGUUCAUGUGAUCAAUGAUGCGUAUUACUUUGCGGCACGUAUGCUCCUGGAUGUCCUUCUCACCGAGAACGAUCUGAUGGGACAUUUACAGUCAGUGAAGCGUUAUUUGUUACUGAAUCAGGGUGAUUUCACCAUGCAGUUCAUGGACGCCUGCGAAGAUGAGCUGUCCAAAAAUGUGGAUCAAGUGCUGCCAAUGACAUUGGAGAAUCUCUUGGGUCUCACAUUGCGUCUUUCUUCCGCCCGCAAUGAUCCCUACAAAGAUGAUUUGCACUGUGAGCUAUUGACCUAUGAUUUGGUCACACAAAUGUCCAAGAUAAUGAAUCAGAAGGAGGAAUAUUGGCAAUCUCAUGAUCGUUUGGAUUUAAGUGGCCUGGAGUGUUUCGCCUUUACCUAUGAGGUUAAUUGGCCAGUUUCGUUGGUUCUAAAUCGCAUAGCCAUAUCCAAGUAUCAAAUGCUUUUCCGUCAGCUAUUCUAUUGCAAGCACGUGGAGCGUCAACUCUGCAAAAUUUGGAAAGAAAACUCCAUGGCCAAGAAAUUCUCACCGCUGGCCGCUGAGCUAUAUCGUUCGGCAUUCACGUUACGUCAACGCAUGAUGAAUGCCAUCCAGAAUAUCGAAUACUAUAUGAUGAUUGAGAUCAUUGAACCCAAUUGGCAUAUAUUCAUUGAGAAGAUGAAAAAGGUUGAGAACGUGGACAAUGUUCUAUCGUUGCAUCAAGAUUUUCUCGACUCAUGCCUUAAGAAUUGUAUGCUAACCGAAUCCUCACAUCUGAAUCGUGCCAUAUUCAAGUUAUGUAAAGUGUGCCUUAAGUUCUGCGAAUUUAUACAGGUAAUUUUCAAUGGUAUUGGUAAUUUUAUCAAGUGGCUAGCUAUAAGUAAACGUCGUUCGCAGCCGUUCUUUGAGGAUGCUGAACUCAAGUCGAUGGUUUGUGAUAGCAGCGAUGAUGAUGAAUCGGACAGUAUUGACUCGGACACAAGUCGGUCCCAGAUGGAAAGCUCUUUGGAUCCAGCGGAUACAUUUGGCGAAAGUGUUCGACGUUUUGAUCUUGAAUUUACUGGUCUUUUAAUUGGAUUCCUUAAGCAGGUCAAUGAUUUGGCCAAAGAGAAUACAUCGGAUCGUUUCAUGAAUCUCGUUCAUCGUAUUAAUUUCAACACAUUCUAUUCGGAACAAAUGGAAAAAUUAUGCAUGAAAGAUGUGUUAGGAGCAAAAUUGAAAAGAACCAACGAUGGGGAUUAAAAAUUUGAAAUGGAAGCCAUUUAUAACAGAGAGAAGAACAGAAAGAAAAAAAGACAUUUGCAUGCAGUUUAUCAGUUUUUAUCCCCGUGUCUGUUUACUUUUCUAUUAUUACCUAUAACAUUCAUACGCAACUCAUUCCUCAAAAAAGGAUAAACAAGAAAAGAGAAUGACAUUUAAUUUUUACAUAUGAUAUUAUCAUAUUCUGUUUAUUCGUUAAUUUUUUUUUUCUUUGUUUACUACUACACCAUCCCAACACCCACACCCACACCCACCUCAUAUGAAUUUUAUUGUGUACACGUCAUUUAGUUGUUCAAUUUACAUACAAUAUUACUUAAAUGAUAAUGAUAAUGAUAAUAAUAAUAGUAAUAAAGUCGAUGCCAAGA
This is a messenger RNA of Drosophila willistoni, 3407 nucleotides long. RefSeq names its product gamma-tubulin complex component 2 homolog (gene Grip84). Bases 139 to 3024 code for a protein of 961 amino acids. Gene Ontology annotation, cellular component: centrosome; gamma-tubulin small complex; equatorial microtubule organizing center. Gene Ontology annotation, biological process: meiotic cell cycle; mitotic cell cycle; microtubule nucleation. The transcript has 9 exons. Gene Ontology annotation, molecular function: microtubule minus-end binding; gamma-tubulin binding. Lineage: Eukaryota; Metazoa; Arthropoda; Insecta; Diptera; Drosophilidae. The record is from RefSeq and is a predicted model, not a curated record.